Molecule: messenger RNA, 1059 nt
Organism: Pisolithus orientalis
Lineage: Eukaryota; Fungi; Basidiomycota; Agaricomycetes; Boletales; Pisolithaceae
Exons: 13
Coding region: 1-1059 (352 amino acids)
Source: RefSeq, a predicted model, not a curated record
AUGCAAAAGCAUAAGGUGUGCACGAUCGUUCCAAGGCUUGCCGUUGAGCGGCAGUGGCUCCAGCCAAUUUCCAAACGCUUGCUGGGGACAAUUCAGCAGGGACAGGUUCAAGUUCGACACCUUACAAAAGAGGGAAAUUUAGCAGCACAACGGGGAUUGAAAUAUUCAAAAAAGUUAGCCGAUCAAGUGUUAUGUCGUGGGAACAAUCGCAAAGCUACGAUCUUCGGCUCCCCACAUCACUUUUCUGGACCGAACCUACCCCUGAAUCUAUACAAACUCCUUGGCGCUGCACUUAGCAGACGGCGCCACAUCAAUAUAUUCGAUCAAACGUUCAGCAAGUCGAAUAAGAAAACACAUAAGUGCCCGAGCUGGUUGACAGUCGGGACAUUCAUGAUUGGCCCAUCGGUCGAUCGAUCUGAAGGCCGGGCCAAUCACACGGAGGCCUGCCAUAUAUGGGAAGUGUCAAGUCACCGCGAAGAGUUUGUCAAACCGAGGUCAUCCGAAUCACCGAACGAAGCACGAGAAUUUCAGGACCAAACAGCAACAGCUUCAGGGCUCCUCAGGGCCGCCCCGCAUGUCGGAGUAAUGGUGACUCCGCCACCAAGUAUUCAGAAAAGAAUCCGACCCCCUGUGGUUUUGUCCAAGGGAAAGCCACCGGGAGAUUAUGGUGAGUUGAACAUCUGGGCGGUCACAAAUGGCGCAUUAUCAAGGAGUAUGCCAAAUGAGGCUGCUGUGAACCUAGGCACGAACUUUACACCGAUACUCACACCCCUCAGCGAGAGGAACCGACAGAUGCGGCAGUCGCAGCGUUGGCCGAGGGCGUUGAACCAAGCUUUAGUUGUGGCUGCUGCCAAGAAGGGGGGAGGGAGGGGUAAUAACAAAGUGGCAAAGGAGAGCCCGAGAAACGUGCUUAUAACAGCCAUCCCAGUCUGCCCAGAGGCGCUGCUCCGCGGUCCCCCCAUUUUCGGAAAUGAGGGCGGAUUGAAAUGCGGCAGUAUAUGCCCCAUGGCUGUCGUCGUCGAGGUCCAUACAGCUGUGAUGCGGUUCCCUCUCGACUGA